This is a messenger RNA of Rhagoletis pomonella (apple maggot), 1808 nucleotides long. Its product is annotated as acylphosphatase-2. Gene Ontology annotation, molecular function: acylphosphatase activity. NCBI's taxonomy places the organism in Eukaryota, Metazoa, Arthropoda, Insecta, Diptera, Tephritidae. The record is from RefSeq and is a predicted model, not a curated record.
ACAGCUGAUUUUGUUUUAUUUUUGGUUUAGUUGUCAUAAAAACAAUAAAUUUACCAUUGUUGUUAUGGCAGCUUAUAAAAGUUUUGCCUUCAAUAAAAUACUUUUCAUAAAUAUAUUUAUAUGUGUUAUAUCUUUUCCUGAAACGGCUGAAUCUGUAAAAGGAGACGCAUUUUCUUUUAAAGAAGUCGAAAUGGCAGCAAAAAGGAUCUACGGUGUAGAUUUUGAAGUCUUUGGAAGAGUACAAGGGGUCUUUUUCAGGAAGCACACAGAAAAGCAGGCUAAAGUGUUUGGACUUCGUGGAUGGUGCAUGAAUACUUCCCACGGCACCGUGCGCGGCAAACUGGAGGGAGACCAAGAUAAAAUCAACGAAAUGAAAUAUUGGUUGGAAAACAAAGGUAGUCCCACAUCUCGCAUUGACAAGGCGGUUUUCUCUGAGAUUAAAGAGAUUCCUGACUACUCCUACAAAGGGUUCACCAUUAAACGUUAAAAGAAUGGCAGAUACCGCUGCAUGAAUUUCAGUAAACAAAAAUUAUUGGCAAGUUUUAAAAUCAUUAAAUUACUGCAUUCAAAAACAAAUACAUUUGACAAUCAACAUUUUUGGAUGCAACCCUGAAAGUUGGUAAAGCAGUGUAAAUUGAGUAGGAGCAUGACUCUGGCACAUUUCGGGGUGUAAUCAUUGCACGCAGUGAAUUUAAAUUAGAAAAUUGUGAAAAAUUUAAUUAGUAAAUGCAAAAUUCAGAAAAGGACAUAAUCUGAAGCAUUUACGAAGGAAGUGCAUAGAAAUAGGCAAGUACAUAUUUUACUGAAGGCAUAAAGCAGUGCAAAGUGCGUGUUAUUUCACCGACGAUGCAAGUGAUGCCAUACCUCGAGUUGAAAAUGUCGUGAAUUUGUUGCAAUGCUUCGCUACUAGAUUUCCAAUCAUAGAGUUUGAAUUAAAAAAUAAAUAUAUUUAAAUAUUGGUUUUUGAGAAAUUAAUGGAAUUAUAACCAGGUGCUGUUUUAUUGUUAAAUUUAGUACUGCCUUUUAAAAACGCCUUAUUUGUGGCAUCUCCAAACUUCCCAAUACGACUCAAUGCAGUAGAACGGGAAAGUGAAUGCAGUCUUGUUUUAAGUGGGAACAGGAAGGCAGAUAUUUAUUCGUUACUUCGGCAACGAGUACGCGCAUUGUGUGCGAUAGCAAAGAAGUAAAUGGGAAAAACGAGUACAGCUACCAUUAAUACAGUGUGACUGAGAUACACGUCGGUUUAGUAGUGGCUGUGUUCGUUCGAAUUCGGAUGUGCAGAGCAAAGAAAAAAGUGUAUUUCACAGUGAAUAAAAAUUUUUUGAAAAAAAAAUCGCAGAAUAAGAAAAUUCACUAUCGUGGCCGCCAUUGUUUUGUUGCGCACAGUAUGAAAACGGUUGUAGUGUUUGGUAUUCGCGGAGUGCGGUGUGAGAAAAGUGAAAAUUUUUAAGAAAUUUAAAAUUCGCAUUAUUCAAAGCAAGCGGAAAAAGAUUUUGCUGGGAAAAAAGUUUUUUCACUAUUCCGGAGUGCUUUUUAUGCAUGUAGUGGCUCGUGCUGCUAAUGUAAAUCCACAGUGGCCGCCACACUCGUUCAGCUCGCCUCUAAUUAAAUCUAGAAGGGAACAAGACAAAAAAAAAUAAAUAAAGGCGGCCAUAGCUAAAAAUUGAAUUUGAAAUUGCUGUGUGGAAGAAGAAGAGAAUAAAUUUUAGGCCGGUUAAGGAUACACUGAUCAGACCGAAAGCUGUCAUUGGCAAGGGAUAUCAAAAGCGCUUAUUAAAUCCUCCUGCCAGUAAAGUUAUAACAUCAUA